Planococcus citri (citrus mealybug) is the source of this 3312-nucleotide messenger RNA. It is a transcript of the gene Naa15-16, whose product is annotated as N-alpha-acetyltransferase 15/16. The transcript is spliced from 16 exons. The coding region runs from base 122 to 2782 and encodes 886 amino acids. Gene Ontology annotation, biological process: N-terminal peptidyl-methionine acetylation. Gene Ontology annotation, molecular function: protein binding. The record is from RefSeq and is a predicted model, not a curated record. Gene Ontology annotation, cellular component: cytoplasm; NatA complex. Lineage: Eukaryota; Metazoa; Arthropoda; Insecta; Hemiptera; Pseudococcidae.
GUGUGUUUCAAUGGUGCGGUUGAUUGUAAUUCGUAUUAUCACGCGGUUUGCUGCAAAUAAUUGCAUUUUUCAGCGAAUAAAUUUAUUAAUAAUUCCAUCAUUUCGGUGAAAAAGAAUAAAGAUGCCUUCGAGCAAUCCUCUGCCUCCGAAAGAGAACUCUCUAUUCAAACGAAUACUGAGGUGUUAUGAACACAAACAAUAUAAAAAUGGUUUAAAAUUCGCCAAACAAAUUCUUUCAAAUCCAAAAUACGCAGAGCAUGGAGAAACUCUUGCAAUGAAAGGAUUAACCCUGAACUGCCUUGGUCGUAAAGAAGAAGCCUACGAAUAUGUUCGUCGAGGUCUUCGCAACGAUUUAAAAUCACACGUCUGUUGGCAUGUGUAUGGGCUGUUACAGCGUUCAGAUAAAAAAUAUGAUGAAGCAAUCAAAUGUUACAGAAAUGCUCUUAAGUGGGAAAAGGAUAAUAUACAAAUUUUGCGAGAUUUAUCUUUACUACAAGUACAAAUGAGAGAUCUAGAAGGAUAUCGAGAUACGCGUUACCAUUUGUUUAUGUUGAGACCUACGCAAAGAGUUUCAUGGAUUGGUUUCGCAAUGGCGUACCAUUUACUGAACGAUUAUGAAACUGCUUUAAAUAUCUUAGAAACGUUUAGGAAAACACAAGUUCCUUCAUCUGGUUAUGAUUUCGAACACAGCGAAUUUUUACUUUACCAAAAUAUGGUAAUUCAAGAAUCUGGAGCGUAUGAAGAAGCUCUGAAACAUCUACAAACAAAUAAAGAUCAAAUUUAUGAUAAAGUUACCAUUCAAGAAACGUUUGGAAGCUUAUACCUAAAAUUAGGAAUGCACAACGAAGCUUUGAAUGAAUUUAAUAAAUUACUAGAGCGUAAUCCCGAAAAUAUUGAUUAUUAUUGCAAACUUCACGAUGCCGAGAAACUCACUACCGAUCAAGAAAAGUACGACAUGGCUUGCCGGUAUAGAAUAAAAUUUCCAAGAGCCUUAAUGCCUAGAAGAAUGGCGUUGAACUAUGUUACUGGUGAUACUUUUCGAAAUGAGGUUGAUGACUACAUGAGAAAAGGCUUCCAUAAAGGAGUGCCGCCGUUAUUCGUCGAUUUAAAGUCACUGUACAAAGAUAAAGAAAAAGUAAAAAUUAUAGAAGAUUUAUUGCAGUCUUACCUCGUUGCAUUGAAGAGCAUAGGAUGUUUUAGUUUAAAAAUUAAUGAAGAAAAACAACCUGCUUCCGCUAUACUUUGGGUUUACUAUUACAUGGCGCAACAUUACGAUUUCCUAAAAGAUACGACGAAAGCUCUAGAAUUCAUCGAUGCUGCUGUUAGCCAUACACCUACGCUUAUCGAAUUAUUCAUCGUUAAAGGACAAAUUUAUAAACAUGCUGGUGAUGUCAAUGAAGCCUAUAAAUGGAUGGACGAAGCUCAAGCGUUGGAUACUGCUGAUCGUUACAUUAAUUAUAAGUGUGCUAAGUAUAUGUUGAGGGCGAAUCUUCUAAAAGAAGCAGAAGAAAUAUGUUCUAAAUUUACCAGGGAAGGUGUGUCGGCAAUGGAGAAUUUAAAUGAAAUGCAGUGCAUUUGGUUUCAAACGGAAUGUGCGUUGGCUUACCAAAGAUUGGAAAAAUGGGGUGAAGCCCUGAAAAAAUGCCAUGAAAUUGAUAGACAUUUUUCUGAGAUAAUCGAAGAUCAGUUUGAUUUCCAUACCUACUGCAUGCGUAAAAUGACGUUAAGAUCGUACGUUGGACUGCUUAGAUUAGAAGACGUUUUGAGAUCUCAUCCAUUCUACUUUAGAGCUGCACAAUGCGCCAUCCAAGUUUAUCUCCGUUUAUACGAUAGACCUCUUUCAGACAUCGAUACUCAACAGCAGUUGAAUACAGAAAACGUGCCGCCCGCUCAAUUGAAGAAGUUGUUAAAUAAGCAGAAAAAGGCUAGAAGAAAGGCCGAAUUGGAAAAGGCUCAAGCCAUCGCUGCGCAAGAGAAACGUGAACAUAAGAAUAAACAAGUUCAGAGCAAUAGUGAAGAGAACGAAUCUCAACCUCAAGAUGAACUUAUACCAGAAAAAUUGGAAAGAGUUGAUAAUCCUCUAGAUCAAGCGAUAAAGUUCCUAAAACCAUUACAGCAACUAGCCAGCGAAAGAAUAGAAACGCAUUUAAUGGCGUUCGAAAUUUACUACAGGAAAGAUAAGCCAUUGCUAAUGUUACAGUCAAUAAAAAGAGCUUUUCGAUUAGAUAGUUCAAAUGCAGAAUUGCACUCUUGUCUGAUACGAUUUGAGUUGAAACUAGUCAGUUUACGUAAACAAACAGAACCAUCGGUGGAGGAGCCUGUUUUAACUGUUUUACAGAAAGAGAUGGAACCUAUUUUAAGAGGGCGUACAGCUGCACAAAUAAAUAAAGAGUUCCUUGCCGAAAAUUCGAGAAGUUUACCGGUCUUAUUCGAAGGUGCAAAAAUGAUGUAUUUAUUAGAUCCAUCGAAACAAGACGAAGCCAUCAAACUUGCUACAACUCUAGAUCCCAACAUUGACGAUAUCAGCAUACAAACGUGUUCAAAAAUCUUUACCGCUUUCAAAAAUUCUGCUUUCGGAGACGCCGAAAAGCAAACCGAAGAAUACAAAGAACGAUGUCACCAGAAAUUUCCAUACUCUACAAUAUUCAAGCCACCGGUAUCUGAAACAGCGGUCAGCGAUACGUGUUUGAAGACGGAUAGCAGCAAAUUCGUACUAGAAAGUCAGGAAAACUGCAAGGAUAAUUUUCAAGAGAAUUGUCAAGAAAUUAGCGUAAGCAAUUAAUGAAAGUUUAAAUGAACAAAUGGUGUAGAGAAAUUGAAAAUAGAUGCGUUUAGAUACUCGGUAAUCAAAAUUGUAGUACGACCCGACGAUUACGCGAAUAUGCUAAAUUAUUUGUAAAUAAUUCGAAAUAUUUUAAGCUUUUUUUCCUCUCUCUUUUGUAACGUUUUACAAAAAGUAACAGAAUGCGUUUUUUUUUCUCUUUUUCUCCUUCUUUUUUUAAAAAAAAAAUUACAUAUUAUUUAAUUUGUUAUCGAAUACUUUAUUUUUUGUACAAUAAUGUCAAUAUAAGUAAUAUACGUUGAAACUACCACAGUUGUAGUGUAAUGUAGUAGGUACCUAGUGUAUUUUUCAUUGGCAUGUGAGUAUCUUGUGUGGUUAUGCUGGUCGAGUUGAAUUUAAAUGGUAUAUGGCCGCGGUAGAAUUUAAGGUGACUUGUUCCACUGUAUCAAUUCUCUUUUUUUUCCUUUUUGUAAGUCAAUUAUCAACUAAAGUGUUACGGUGGUAGUUGAAAAUUAAAUUUGUCAAAUAUA